Molecule: messenger RNA, 3406 nt
Organism: Eleginops maclovinus (Patagonian blennie)
Lineage: Eukaryota; Metazoa; Chordata; Actinopteri; Perciformes; Eleginopidae
Gene: nim1kb
Product: NIM1 serine/threonine protein kinase
Exons: 4
Coding region: 1960-3261 (433 amino acids)
Biological process (GO): protein phosphorylation; microtubule cytoskeleton organization; intracellular signal transduction
Cellular component (GO): cytoplasm
Molecular function (GO): tau-protein kinase activity; ATP binding; protein serine/threonine kinase activity
Source: RefSeq, a predicted model, not a curated record
UGUCCAUCGAGAACACCAGCCACUAUCAGCAGGUCAGUUUGUUGAGGACAUGAAGAGACCUCUGUGACUUAUCCAGCCAUGUUAAAAAACAUCCUGGAAGUUGAAAGUCAUAAGCCGAGAGAAGCUGACUAGUGUUGCCACCAAACUCCCACUAUUUAAAUUGAGAGACACCUAGUUGCAGGACAUUACAUGUUGUGCUUUUAAACAAGUAUUCCACAAUUUCUGGAUUCUCAAAUGUGAGGCUGUGAGGCUUUGUUGUACGUCAUAGUAAGAAUCAGGUUUACACAUACAAGGAGUCACCUUUGUGUGUUGCAUAGAUACACACUAAGAGGAUUUAAGUAGGAUUCUAAAAUAUAUCUUUUUUAAAAGCUCAUUUUGUUAGAGGAAUUUUAAAGGGGCUGAGUUGUGCAGCUGUAAAAGUGAACGCACUAAAUGUUGAAAGCUGAAAUAAUUUGGUGUUUUUUGGCUGGAUAGAAAAUGAACAUGAAGAUGGGACUUCAUGAAAUACGACCUAUAAGCGAAAUAAUGUUGCUCGAAAAGAUACCACCAAAUUGUUUGCUAAUCGUGUCUUUUUACAGUUGAAGAAUUAACCUGGAAGUGCUUUCUGGUAAGCUAACUAUCACACAGGACAGUGUUAGCAGGAAGCUAUUUGACUUUUCCAUUACUGUUGUGACACUUCUUCAUUCUUAAAGAUGUUGCAGAUACCAACAUGUAUGUAAUUAGCUAAAUGUUAGACUGUAAAACAGGAAUUCAGUUUCAUUAUUUACCAAGAUACCAAUUUGAAUAUGCUUCUAUAACUCUCUUGACGUCUUUUGGCUUUCGUGUCUCCCUAAUGUGUCUCCGCUGCCCCUCACAAGGACACCACACCUGUAUAGGACACUCCUCCUGCGGCAGUGCGUACCUGGAGCUUUGUAAUCCCUUUAUCUGUGCUGCUCAGCCAGCGUCUAAAGAAGACGGACAGUGGGAGCUAAUCUCUCUGGGAAUAUCGCAUAACACCGUUACAUAACCUUUCAUCUUCACAAGAGCCCAGAGAUCAACCUUAGCCUCUCACCGUUCACCUGCAAACCAAAGCUCUACUCAUGGAUACUGUGGAUACAAAUACGUGUGAACAUUUGUCAUCUUUUGAAUCCCUUUUGGCCUCUUUUUGACGCUGUGAGGUGAUGUUAGCAAUUUGAAGGGAUUGGCAUAGAAUAAAGUUAAAACAGGAUUAGAGUUCAUGACACCGCCUUAAUCCUUCAUCGGCGAAGAAGGGCGCUAUGUACGGUGGUCUGUGUGAGGAGACUUCUGCACAGUGUACAGGGGGGACAGACAGGCAGCAUGUGAGAGUAGGAAGGAAAAAAGGUGGUUUCCAAAACCACUUCUGCAUGUAAUGGAUCCAAAGGCGGACAGCCGUUGGAAACUUGGUAAGAAAUCAAGUCCUUUCCUUUAUACUCUUGAUCUCUUUGUUGAAUAAUUACAGACAGUAAACUUGCAAGGCAUCUAUUAAAGCCUUACGUCACACUGCUACCAUGAAGUGGAGCUGCAACAAGAAGAAGGAGCAUUUAACUUAAUUAUUAAUCAAUAGUUUCAGUAUUUAUUCUAUGUAUUAAUGCCAAUGCUUUCGUCUUUGUUAUCAUGUUAAUAUAAUAAGGUUUUGGACUGACAAAACAGUUACCGAUGUAAUCCUAGUCUUUAAGCAACAAAAGUGAACCUUUUACUAUUUCACAAGCUUUUAAAUGUAAAACAAACCGUCUUUUACAAAACAAUAAUUACAGUCUUUAAUUACAGCCUUACUGUGAAGCACCGAUGACUUCUGGUGUAGAAUAUUUAUAGUUGAUAAUCAAGGAACAUUCAAAGGGAUAUGUGUUUGCGGUUAAUCCCAGCUCCUUUUGAAAAUGACUGAAAGGCAUCAGGUGUCACCACUGUAAUGCACUUUCCAGUGAAAUAAACAGAUGAGCGUCUCUUCAGCCUGCAGCAGGAAUGCUGGGUAGGCAGUACCAAGUGGCAAGCACCAGGCUCCACCACAGCCUGUACAGCCUGUCAGACAACUCCGAUGUGGGCCCCGAGGAUGAGGAAGCGUACCCCCUGCCGAGCCUCAGCCCCCUGCAGAAGCUCACCAGAGACAUGUGCAAGGACGAUAAGACCAUCAAGGACCUGGUGGUGGGCCGCAGGGUGGGCUUCUACAAGGUCCGCGGGGAGAUCGGUUCAGGGACCUUCUCCAGGGUCAAGUUUGCUUUCCAUGCUCUGACUAAAGACAAAGUGGCCCUAAAGGUCCUGGACAAGACCCGUUUGGACAGCCACGCCCAGCGGCUGCUCUCCAGGGAGAUCAGCAGCAUGGAGAGCCUGAGCCACCCCAACGUGGUGUGUCUGUACGAGGUGGUGGAGACGCCCAGCCGCCUGUACCUGGUGCUGGAGUACGCAGGAGGAGGAGACCUCCACAGCAGGAUCUGCACCGAGACAAAACUGUCCGACAUCACCUGCAAGAUCACCUUCGCCCAGAUCCUCUCUGCCGUCAAAUAUAUGCACAAGCACAACAUCAUCCACCGCGACCUGAAGGCGGAGAACAUCCUGCUCACCAGCACCGGCUGCGUGAAGGUAGCCGACUUUGGGUUCAGCACGCAGAUCUCCGACCGCAGCGACGCCCUGGACACCUUCUGUGGCUCCCCGCCGUACGCCGCCCCGGAGCUCUUCAGGGAGGAGUGCUACCUGGGGCCCCCGGUGGACGUGUGGGCCAUGGGGGUCGUGCUCUUCUUCAUGGUGACCGGCACCAUGCCGUUCCGCGCCGACACCAUGGGGAAGCUGCGGCGCUGCGUCAUCGAAUGCGCCUACACCGUGCCUCCGUGGGUGCCCGGCCCCUGCCAGAGGCUCAUCAAGGGCAUCCUGAAGGCGCCCCCUGGCGAGCGCUACGCCGUGGACCAGAUGAUGGGCUGCGAUUGGCUCUUACCUGUGGAGUUCCCCUGGUCCUUGGUGCACCCGGAACCCAGCUCUCUGCGGAGCCUGCUGGACUCGGAUCGGGGCAGCAUGGACGAGGAGGUGGAGGAGGAGGUGAAGGCCACGCUGGAGGAGCUGGGCUUCAGCGUGGAGCACCUGCACAACAGCGAGACUAAACACAUCCGCAGCCCCGUCACAGGGGUGUACCGCAUCCUGCUGCACAGGGCCCAGACCAGGAGGGGCAGCGACUGUCCCCCGGUGGUGCGAGGGAUGGUGAGGGACCCCAGGAGGGAGGGGCUCCGUUCCUACAGGGGCCUGAAACAUACAUCAAAGCUCUGUUUGCUCUCCUAAAAAGACUGGCAGAAGCGUUUUUAUAUAUUUUCUACAAGCGUGUAAGUUUUUACUGACAUAUGAUUUUUUUGCGGUUUUGUGCUUUGAUUAUUAUUUUUCCUUUCCUUCAGUGCAACUUUCUGAAAUAGCCUGAGUCUUUUUUUAA